UUCACUGCGCAGCUGCUGCUGUCAAUCAUCUCAAACCCAGUGUUGGGACAGAGACACAGAGACCAAUGAGGGAAAGUUGAAGUGCUCCUGUGAAUUUGUACUUUUAAGGACCUUCGGCUUUCAGACACACAAAUGGACCAGGAUGAAAACAAUGAGGAUGUCACUGCAGAUGCUGAGCUGGCAGCAGCGAUUAUGAAGCGACACUUUCGUCCGUCGCUGAUCAAAACUGAAGCAUGGGAAGGAUAUGAGUUUGCAGACAUGGAGAUCAAAAUCACAGAGUCGACGGACUGUUACGGGGCCGUUCUGUGGCCCUCAGCCAUGGUGUUGUGUCAUUUCUUCGACACUCACCGUGAGGAAUAUAACCUGAUGGACAAGAACAUCAUUGAGCUAGGUGCCGGAACGGGUCUUGUUACCAUAGUAACCAGCCUGCUGGGUGCAAAGGUGACGUCAACAGACCUGCCGGAUGUCCUGAGUAACCUGAGACACAAUGUGAACCGCAACACCAGAAGGCGCUGCAGGCACGAGCCGUGUGUAACCGAGCUCAGCUGGGGGAAACAGCUGGAGGAAAGAUUCCCACGCACAACCUGUCACUACGAUUACAUCAUCGCCGCAGAUGUGGUGUACGGGCAUCCCUACCUCCACGAGCUCAUGGAGACCUUCAUGCACUUGAGCUCAGACGACACCGUCAUCCUGUGGGCCAUGCGGUUCCGUCUGGACCCGGAGAACAGCUUCGUGGACACAUUUGAGAAACACUUUAGUCUGGAGGAACUUUAUAACUUGCCCAGCCUGCGAAUAAAGCUGUACCGCGCGUGCAAACGGCGCGGAGACACUGCGCAGACCAGCGGCUUUCAAUUAUUUUGAAGGGCCCCUAAUAUAUUAACAGAACUAUUAUUUUAUCAUAUAUUAUUAACAGAAAUUUGGAGGGGUAAUAUAGCUACAUUCAUUAACCGCAAUUCAUUUUGUGAUUCCAGAAGUUUUAAGAACUGCUACAAUAGUUACAGAG
Messenger RNA from Sinocyclocheilus anshuiensis, 1003 nucleotides. RefSeq names its product methyltransferase like 21e (gene mettl21e). The coding region runs from base 133 to 861 and encodes 242 amino acids. The transcript is spliced from 4 exons. The record is from RefSeq and is a predicted model, not a curated record. Lineage: Eukaryota; Metazoa; Chordata; Actinopteri; Cypriniformes; Cyprinidae.